Messenger RNA from Ilyonectria robusta, 679 nucleotides. RefSeq lists its product as uncharacterized. The transcript has a single exon. NCBI's taxonomy places the organism in Eukaryota, Fungi, Ascomycota, Sordariomycetes, Hypocreales, Nectriaceae. The record is from RefSeq and is a predicted model, not a curated record. Bases 77 to 334 code for a protein of 85 amino acids.
ACUCAAUCAGCUCUUGACUUAUAUCUAAGAUUUUUAUAUUAUUAUAACCACCAAAUUUUUCUCUUUUCUUUUAAAGAUGUCUUCCAACUUUACCCCAAGCUCUUUUGAUACUAAAUCUCAGUAUUCUGAAGCUGAUACUAUAGCUUUAAGCUCUAUUGAAGUUAUAGAAUCUCCUUCUUCUUCCUCUUUUUUUCCUAGAGAAAAUUCCUCUAUUAGAGACCCUUUUACUGAAGAAACCACUUCUGAAAGUUUUAAUGAAACUAAAGAAAAAGGUAGUUAUAUCUUUAUAGAAGGGCUUUUUACUAGAGAUUUACUUCCAGAAAUUUCUGGUUAGAAAAGAGAAUAUUUAGUCUCUUGCACUACGUAAGUUUUUUUAUCUUAUUUUAGCAGCAGGAAGGGACGGAAAACAACACCCAACUCAUUAACUUACCCUAGGGGAAAUGCACAGAGAGUCGUCGCACAGGCGUCUUGACCGGUCAGCCCGAAGCUGCACCAGAUUACGCGUAUGAGGUCGGAUCAACCUGAGGCUUAUGUCUCCUGAUAGGGAAGCAUCUCAUGAGAUAGAAUAUCGGGUCGGUCGCAGGAAAGUCCGCUGGCAAGGCAUCAAUAGGGCCUGCGGCAGCCCGAUAUCUGAGGGAUGUCGAAGACGGAAGUUGGACAAGGAACGUAGUGACGGCAA